Colletotrichum navitas is the source of this 1180-nucleotide messenger RNA. RefSeq lists its product as uncharacterized. Bases 247 to 954 code for a protein of 235 amino acids. The record is from RefSeq and is a predicted model, not a curated record. NCBI's taxonomy places the organism in Eukaryota, Fungi, Ascomycota, Sordariomycetes, Glomerellales, Glomerellaceae. The transcript has a single exon.
GUGGAUUCAGGACAAAGUUCAUGGUUAUCUAGGUAGUUUAACAUCAGUAGGAUGGAGAACUCACUUGGUAGUUAAAACCCUGAACGUGCCCCAGCGUCCCAUGCCCCCACCAAAUGCACCUCGGAUUCACGCAGCGAGAAGAGACCCUUUCCCCGAAAAUCCGCCAGGAAACCAACCGCAUCGUCGGCUCUCGCUCGCAGACGGAUAGAACGAGAAACCGAUAUCCCAGCCUGCCCCCCCCCCAGCAUGCGCCCCCGAACCCUCCCCAGGAUAUCUCUCCUUCUCCCGAGGUCGUUCGCCCCGAGUAGCAGCGGUAGCAGCAGGAGGCUGGCAAACGUUAACGGCAAUGCGACGUGUUGGCGGCGGCCCACAUGGAUGCCACCGGCGCCAGGGACCUGCCGGUGUCGCAUCCACGGCCGCGGAACCGCCGCUGCUGCUAGUCGCGCGCAGCAGCUUCGCCAGCAGCCUCCAAAACCCCUCAAUUGUUCCUCCAAUGAGCGACCGCCGCCCGCUUCUGACAUCAUCCCGACCGCCGGAGCCAAGCUGGGCCCGCCGCCGCCGCCGCCGCCGCCGCCUCAGUCCGUUCGAAAUUGGUCGCAGCCGACGACGCAGGGCCAGACCCCGGACGGGCACGAGCAUAAACACGACAAGACGGGAGAUGCGGAGGCAGAUACCAACCCCCCACGAGCCAAACCUCCUCGUGAUACUCGCCCGUCCCAGACCUACGGGACGACGUUGACUAGGCGUCCCCAGAAGACCUCUUGUCAACCUAUCGGAGCCGUCAAUGGCCAACCUCGGCCGACGAUAGCAUACUUAGCUAGGCAGUCAGUCAUUCCAAACACCAUACACACACACACGGGGGGGAGAGGGAAGGCAAUGGCUGUUCUCCCUUCCCCCUCCCCCCCCCCGCACAUGUGUUCCGUUGCAAUUCCAUGCCCUUUUCCACGAUCCUGACCUGUCCCUGCUCAUUGCCCCGCCACCUACGCUGGUUUCUACGGGCCUUUCCCAUGGACGAAUCAACAUUGUCUCCCGCAGCCCCCAUCGUCGAUUUGUUCUUCUACGCGCGAUACUCUUUUGCCCCCUCCACUGCUUUUCCAGUAAAGCCCCAAUUCAACCUAUAGCUCUAGCCCUCGAAUCCCAUUACAUGCAUCUCUUGCCAUCUUCAACAUAACAAACCCCC